Molecule: messenger RNA, 1472 nt
Organism: Habropoda laboriosa
Lineage: Eukaryota; Metazoa; Arthropoda; Insecta; Hymenoptera; Apidae
Product: solute carrier family 25 member 35-like
Exons: 5
Coding region: 93-1037 (314 amino acids)
Source: RefSeq, a predicted model, not a curated record
CAGUAUAAGCACCGUAUCAGACGCAACAGUGUUUCAAUGUAAAUUAUUUCUCAUUAAUCGCACGUCCAUAAAGUCUUAUCGUUGCAUAAAAAAUGACGACAGCGCCGAGCGCAAGCACCAACAAACCUCUAGGUAUCGAAUUUGCAAUUGGAGCAUUAGCAGCAGUGGGUGCUGGAUUUUUUACAAAUCCAGUUGACGUUAUAAAAGUACGUUUACAAUUACAAGGAGAGCUAGAAGCGCGAAAUUCAUACAAAAAAAUAUAUAAGAACACCCUGCACGCAGCAUAUUUAAUAGCGAAACAUGAGGGUGUACUUGCUUUACAAGCCGGUAUUGUGCCAGCUCUCUAUUUUCAAGUGGUGCUCAACGGAAUACGGUUAGGUAUCUACAAUAUAGCGAAAAAGUCCGAGCUUACUGUAAACGAUAAGGGGAAUACUGACAUCUUAAAAACUACACUAAUAACUGGAACAGCCGGAUGCAUUGGAGCUGUUCUUGGCAGUCCUUUUUAUAUGGUGAAAACACAAAUACAAGCACAAUCAGCACAAUCUAUAGCUGUUGGUUAUCAGCACAAUCAUGAAGGUACCUGGUACGCAUUCAAAUCUUUAUGGAAAGAAGGGGGAAUAGUUGCCUUGUAUCGCGGCUGGCAUGCCAACAUACCACGCCUUUUUGUAGGAUCUGCGACCCAAUUGACUACUUUCGGAUUAACUGCGGAUUGGUUACGCUCACUAGAAGUAUUUCCAAAUCAACCAAUACGACUAACUUUUUUGGCUUCCUUAAUUGGCGGAAGUUGCGUAGCAUUAACUAUACAACCGUUCGACGUUUUAGCAACAAGACUGUACAAUCAACGCACAGAUGCUGGUGGAAAAGGUUCUUUAUACAAUGGACUUUUGGAUGCACUAAUUAAAAUAUUCAGAACAGAAGGACUGACUGGCUUGUACAAAGGAAUUUUUCCAACGUGGAUGAGAAUAGCACCGCACACUGUGCUGUGUUUAGUUUUUUAUGAAAAAUUAGAUCAAUUGUAUGAUAGAGUUCGAAGUUAACAUUAAUACGAGAAUAAAUUUUUUAGAAAUGUGGGACGAAAAAUUUUAUAAUUUUCGAACUAUUAUAUAAGUAUGACAUGUACAAAAUAAUAAAUGAAUUUCUUAUAUGGGCAGUUAUUAUACAUGUUUCAUAAUUUAGUUAAUUGUAUGUACAUAAAACACGGUCGACUCGAUUGUCCACAAUUUUAUGAUAGUGUCCAGAUGUUCUCCAUUAUAAGAUACUAAACACAUUUCUAUCGUACCUUUUCCUAAUAAUUGGUCCUUCUGUGGUUCAAAAAUAUUUCGUUAGUAUGGUCGAAAUACUUAAAUAUUUGUAACUGUUUAAAGCUGACAAAAAAAUAUAAUGUCGUCAGCAUUGCACAAUUUGUUGAUGAAUUGACAUUAUUCCUUAGCAUACAAAUAGCUUAAAACGAAAGUAGUAAAUAGGACUGCAGU